UUUUUGUUGGGUCUGUGGAGGGGAAUCCUCUGCUCUCUCUUCUUUAUUAUUUCCAUGGGAGAGUCAUCAAGUAGAUUCAGGUUAAUGUGGAUUCCUAAUCUCGGUGUUGAUUCCGCUACAUCAUUCAGCUGGCCAAUUCUAAGCGCCAGUGUGUUCGUUGUUGUUGCCAUCGUCCUCCCCAUGUAUCUUAUCUUUGAGCACUUGGCUUCUUAUAAUCAGCCUGAGGAACAGAAAUUUCUUAUUGGGCUUAUUCUGAUGGUCCCUGUUUAUGCCCUGGAAUCGUUUUUGUCUUUGGUGAACUCAGAAGCAGCUUUCAACUGCGAGGUGAUUCGGGAUUGUUAUGAAGCUUUUGCGCUCUACUGCUUUGAGAGAUAUUUGAUAGCUUGCCUAGAUGGAGAAGAACGGACAAUUGAAUUCAUGGAACAGCAGACAAUUAUCACCCAGAGCACUCCUCUUCUUGAAGGCACAUGUUCUUAUGGAGUUGUAGAGCACCCAUUUCCGAUGAACUGCUUCCUAAGAGAUUGGAAUCUUGGUCCUGAGUUUUAUCACGCUGUGAAAAUUGGCAUCGUUCAAUAUAUGAUACUGAAAAUGAUUUGUGCUCUGCUAGCAAUGAUCCUUGAAGCCUUUGGGGUCUAUGGAGAAGGGAAGUUUGCAUGGAAUUAUGGAUAUCCAUACCUGGCUGUAGUGCUCAAUUUCAGUCAAACAUGGGCAUUGUAUUGCCUUGUACAGUUCUAUGGUGUCAUCAAAGAUAAGUUAGCACCCAUUAAACCACUGGCCAAGUUCCUAACGUUUAAGUCCAUUGUGUUCCUCACCUGGUGGCAAGGCAUUAUUGUUGCAUUCCUCUUCUCGAUGGGACUUUUCAAAGGAUCUUUGGCCAAGGAACUGAAAACGCGAAUACAAGAUUACAUCAUCUGUAUUGAGAUGGGUAUUGCUGCUGUGGUUCAUCUAUAUGUGUUUCCAGCAGCGCCUUACAAGCGUGGAGAAAGAUGUGUCCGUAAUGUAGCAGUAAUGUCAGAUUAUGCCUCCUUAGAUACACCUCCUGACCCUGAAGAGGUUAAAGACAGUGAACGAACAACUAGAAUGCGAUAUGGUAGACAUGAUGAGAUGGAGAAACGGUUGAAUUUCCCACAGAGUGUGCGUGAUGUGGUGAUGGGGAGUGGUGAAAUCAUUGUGGAUGACAUGAGGUUCACGGUAUCGCACGUGGUGGAACCGGUGGAAAGAGGAAUAGCGAAAAUAAACAGAACAUUCCAUCAGAUAUCCGAAAACGUGAAAAGGUUUGAGCAGCAGAAGAAAACGACGAAGGAUGAUUCGUAUGUGAUCCCACUGAAUCCAUGGACGAAAGAGUUCUCAGAGGUUGAUGAAAGCCUCCAUGAAGGAGGGAGCGUGAGCGACAGCGGUUUAGGAAGCACAAAGCGUCAUCACCAGUCUAGAGUCUCGGGAUUGUGGACUCGAAUGCGAAGUCUCAUCUUCGUCACCAUCUUAACCAAAGAAGCUAUGAAGCUAACGUGGAACAAGAACCCUAAGAAACGAUCUCGCCUAGCUUUAUCCAACUUCUCGGAUCUUCCUUUCGAGACGGAGGCUCCAGAGACCCAAUCUCAGCACCCAUUUCGCGAAAAUGAAGCUUCCGAUCAAUUGAAGUCGUCGGAGGACGGAGGUAGUCACUCGGGAAAUGAUGGGAAAUUGGAUCCCGAAGCGAAGAAUCUCGCAGAGUCCUUUAGAGGACAAGGAGACAAGCUCGCUGAGGAAGGAAAAUACGAGGAGGCUCUAGGGAAAUGGGAAGCUGCACUUAAUCUUGUGCCUGAAAAUGCAGUCCUGCAUGAACAAAAAGCGCAAGUGUUACUUGAGCUUGGUGAUGCAUGGAAAGCACUCAAGGCUGCAACACGAGCUACUGAGAUUGACCCAUCGUGGCCUGAGGCUUGGACUACUCUUGGAAGAGCACAACUAAAUUUUGGCGAGCCGGACAGUGCUAUCAGGAGUUUUGAAAGUGCAUUAUCGAUCAAUUCGGAUUACAGAGAGGCGAAAGACGAUUUACAAGCUGCAAAACAACUAAUAAAGAAGAGAGAACAACUUCAGGCAUCAGGACAGGACACUGACACUAAACGUUUCGUGGUCAGCGACAAGAAAACAGAGCCAAGCUAAUGAAGCAGAGACUUGUAGUUAGGUUGAGAGAAGAACUUCGUAGCGUACGGUGUAAAUAAUAUAACGACAAAUCAAGAUUGUUCUUCAUCAAGGCAAAGACUUGGCCAUUUGUCUUAGAAGAUACUUCUGAAUCUUCCCAGUAGAAGUCUUUGGAAGCUCCUCCUGGAAAACCACAUUUCUUGGAACCAUAUACUUUGGUAGCUUCGUCUUACAAAACUCCCUUAUAUCUCUCUCAGUGACAAGUCCAUCAUCAUGAUUCUUCAAGCUCACAAACGCACACGGCGUCUCUCCCCACAACUUGUCCGGCUUAGCCACCACGGCUGCUUCCUUAACCGCCGGGUUUGUGUACAGAACCGUCUCGACUUCCGUGCUGCUGAUGUUCUCUCCUCCGCAUAUGAUCACAUCCUUUGAUCUGUCCUUGACUUCCAAGUAACCGUCCGGGUGCAUCACACCAAUGUCUCCGGUGUAGAACCAUCCGUCUUCUCUCAUACUCGCCGCUGUUGCUUCCGGGUCUUUGUAGUAACCCAGCAUGACGGAACCGCCUCUGAAGACAAUCUCUCCCACGGUUACUCCGUCGUGCUUCACGCUCUUCCCGGUUAUCGGGUCUCUCACCUCGGCUUCCGCGAAUACCGCGGUUCUAAUACCUUGCCUUGAUUUCAGUUUUGCUCUCUCGUUUGAUCCCAGACGAUCCCACUCGGUCUUCCACGCGCAUGUGACAACCAGACCACCAGUUUCUGUCAGACCGUAACCGUGGUCCACAUCAAAACCGAGGCUCUCGGCGCUGGAAAUGACUGUUGCCGGCGGAGGAGCUCCGGCUGUCAUAACCUGGACCGGCCGUUGAAGCUGUUUCCGGGCUGGGUGAUUGGUCAACAUGGUGAGAACCGUAGGCGCGGCGCACAUGUGAGUCACGUGAUGCUUGUCGAUCAGCUCGAAAACAGUGGGCGCGUCGACUCUUCGGACGCAGAUGUUUGUGGCCCCCACAGCGGCUGUUCCCCACGUGUAUCCCCAACCGUUGGCGUGGAACAUCGGUAGGGUCCAUAGGUAGACCGGACGGUUAGGCAUAGACCAGUAGAGCAAAGAGUUAACCGUGCUCAUGAAAACCGCUCUGUGGCUAAGCACCACUCCCUUGGGAGACGACGUAGUUCCGGAGGUAUAAUUAAGCACCAUUGGGGCCCACUCGCUUUCGGGACGGACCCACUUGAACCUCUGGUCUCCUCUCUCAAUAAGACCUUCGUACGUGUCGAGAAAGUCCACAUCAGCGGAUGAAGACAACGAUGUGUCGGCAUCAUCGUGGAGGAGGACGAGACGAGGUUUCUCAUUCUUGGGCAAGAACGAAACAGCUUCGAGGACUAGAGAUCUCGAGUGAUGGUCGACGAAAACGAGCUUGGAUUCACUGUGACGGAGAAGAACAGAGAGUGCAUGAGCGUCUAAACGCGGGUUGAUGUUGUUGAGGACUGCACCGGACAUUGGAACCGCGAACUGAAGCUCGUAGACGGAAGGGACGUUGGGACCUAUAACGGACACGACUUGGCCACGGUUGAUUCCGAGGGAGGAGGAAGAGAGAGACGAAGCGAUGCGGAGACAUCGAGAGUGGGUUUCAGACCAAGUAUGGGCAGUGGUUGUGUGGAGGAGGGAAGGAGAAUCGCCGUAAACGGUGGCGGCACGUUCUAGGAAUCCGAGAACAGUGAGAGGAGAUGAGUUUGAAGGAUGUGGGAGUAAAAGUUCCAUAGUUGACUAAAUGUGUGCUUCGUUUUUCUGGUAACGCACUUUUUUAUAAGGCAUUAGUGAAAUAUAUAUACAGUAUAUAUUAUUAGGAUGUGGUUAGUAUGGAUGGGCAGAUCUAAUUUUUUAAAUAGAAAUAUAUAUACAUUACAAAAACUAAAAUUUAUAUACUUUGGUUUACAUUUUUAAUAAUUAUUAUUGUUUUAAUUAUUUGCAGCUAAUCCAUCCAGAUCAAAACUCGAAUAUCUCUAUAAGUAUUGGUAGAUCUGGAUCCAAAUAAUAAUUUUUUUGGAUAUAAUGGAUCUAAAACUACAAAUAGUUAAAAUAGGUGAAACAGAAAUCAUUAUGUUGCAAUAUUAUAUUUGGA
This is a messenger RNA of Thlaspi arvense, 4228 nucleotides long. The record is from the annotation of a GenBank genome assembly. Lineage: Eukaryota; Viridiplantae; Streptophyta; Magnoliopsida; Brassicales; Brassicaceae.